Molecule: messenger RNA, 501 nt
Organism: Linnemannia hyalina
Lineage: Eukaryota; Fungi; Mortierellomycota; Mortierellomycetes; Mortierellales; Mortierellaceae
Source: the annotation of a GenBank genome assembly
AUGCAGGAGACACCAUCAGCGCCCCUUACUGCCUCUGAACAGACUGAGACAACCGCCACUGAGCAGAUUGAGACAGCGGACCCUGACACCGAUACGUGCAUUGCGCGCCGUUAUGCCCAGGCCGUUCACCCGGAGGAUCUCUUUGUUGUCAGCGGAGAUUCCGACAUGAUUGCCUUCAAGUCCAUUCCACGGCUUAUCUACCCUCUCGGAAAGUACCGUGAAAUGACCGUGAUCGACAAGGCGGACCUUCUUCGCGUACUGGAAAUCCCCUCGGACAACCACUUGCUGUUGGCCGCUAUUGUUGCAGGAAACGAUUAUACCAGUGGCGUGUCUUACUACGGCCUGAGUCCCUCGUGUGACAUCAUCCAAUCCAUGGAUCUACCCCUCAACGACAUCGAGUCCUUCGACUGUAUGUGCAGGAAUACCUUGUCCGCGUUCAACGAGAGAUUCUCGCCAGGAAACGCACCCGAAAAAAUCGCCACAGGAUGGAUACACAGCUAA